UAUGUCUACGUUCACCUGCAGUCGUGCGAAACGAAGGAAGUUCUCAACUGAUAAGGUGAUUACGCCUUAUCGCAGAUCGAAAAAACGUCCUACUACGGGAUUUAGUCGUGGCAGACCUUCUUCCGCCACAGUUGGCGGGGAGGAGGAGAUUGACUCCGCUUUGAACCGGAUAUCGAAACGACAACAACAGAGGAAUUACACUUACAAUCUGCUAGACUCUUUUUCCUCCACUGAUCUUCAAACAGAGAGCGCUACAGAGCUGGAGGCAGCCCGGGCUAAACACCAAGCCGAAGUUGCCGCCGCUCAUGCUCGGGUCCAACAGAAUGUUAAAGUUGAUGAACCGAAGACUUUCGUUCCCCGGGCUCCUUCCAUUCCAAAAAUGGGUGCGAAAAGGCAGGCAACGCACAGAUUAAUAUCCAGGUACGCCGCCUUUCGUUUACACACUCGCGCUCUAGUACUUCCGGCCUGA
Molecule: messenger RNA, 469 nt
Organism: Dimorphilus gyrociliatus
Lineage: Eukaryota; Metazoa; Annelida; Polychaeta; Dinophilidae
Source: the annotation of a GenBank genome assembly